AUGGAGAUCCAGACGCCAAUGUUGCACCAUAAUCCGUACGAGAUAGUGAAGAGUGAGCCGCCAUCGACGCCGAAUACAUUGAUCAAGAGUUCAUGUCAGUUUUUACCUUUUUUUCUUGUUUUCUUCUCUCUAUCUCUCUCUUUCUCAUUCUCUCUCUCUCUUUCAUUUUGCACUCACUCAUUUCUUCUCAAAAAUGACGGAGAGCAGCACCCCACUCUUUCUCACUCACAUUCACUUUUAAAACCGAACCCAUCCAAUUUUCACCUGCUUUUCUUUUCAAAGUGUAACCUUGGCAUUUCAGACUUGGAGAACCAGGCUGAAGUGAUGUUCGGCAACUUCCAAAUCCAUCCGGGCUUUUGCACCCAGGUUGUCACCAACACGGACCCUCUUAACAAUAACAAUCAGCCGAAAACAAACGCAAAUGGACGGGCGCUGGCCGCCGACAGAAAACGACCGUACCCGUGUACGCUUUGCUCGUCGAAAUUCGGAUCCAAGAUGGAGCUGGAAGAGCAUCAGAAUUCGCACACCGGUCAGAAACCUUUUGAAUGUGAUGUAAGCCAAUACUAGGUUAAAGUUAAGUUUAAGCAAAAAAUACCAUUUCAGACUUGCAACGCCCGAUUCAACCGCCGGUCGACGCUCUGGAAUCACAAACGGAUUCACUCGGACGCGAAGCCGUUCGUUUGUACCGUAUGCCAGAUGACAUUCAAGUGGAAGAACAGUCUUAAGGUUAGUGUAGUGACUUGUUUGCUCUUAUUUGAAGGAAUGGGUCUAAUUGCUAUGUUUCUUAUCUGUUACUCAUCGCAGAAAUAGAAAGGAAAACUGUUUGUCUAACAUGCCUAGUUCAUGUAAGUUUGAUUUCUGUCGUGGUGUCCAAGUGUUGUAGUUUUCAGUUGUUUUGAAAUGUUUCAAAGAGACUAAUCGUCGAUUUUCAGUGUCAUAAAGAUAUGCAUCAGCGUAAAAAUGAGACUUCCGCUCAUUUGGACAAUGACCUCCGUCAGCUGACAUAUGCCACUGCCGCGAAGAGAAAGCUGGUAUGUCCUCUCCUUUCUCCUCUCAAAUUAGACCAAUCUCAAUACCACUUUCAGCAGAUGGAACAAGAAGAGAACGGUGUACUUCCGGCGUCCUCUUCUGCCGCUUCAAUCAACUCGAACCCGCUGAUCACGACAACAUCUGGAGCCAAAAAGCGAUCCAAGUCGUUCAAGGGCACCAAGAGCAACUCGUCGUUGAGCCAAUCUCUGAGCCAGGUGCAUCUCGGGCAGCCACUGCAGGCCAGUGCUCUCGUGCCACCAAGCGAUCAUCAAAUCGACCUGGAUACCACUUCGCUGGAUUCGCUGGUUCAGAACCAGAAUCAAAGUUUGCUGAUGCAAAUCUAUGGGUUAGUCCGCUCACAGUUAAUGCAGUUGGGACAGUUUUUCAGUUUCAGAUACAGUGACAUGGAUGGCCGCCACAACGGCGGAAUGUUGGCACUUGAUGACACGAUGCUCUCGAAUCUGAGUGACUCCAAGAGUGACUCGGGAUCUUCUACGGGAACACUGAACAUCCAGCUUCAAAUGCCAAUUAACAUGCUCAACCCGUUCCGAGGAUUGAGCACCCCUCAACAAUUGGUAAGUUCAAAUUUGGAAAGAUUUAAUUUAUGUCUCAUCUUCCUCACUUUUCAGCCUUCUGUCCACCAUCUCUCGUCUUCUCUGCCAUCGGUCUCUUCCAGUAUGGACUACGGAAGUCUCAAUCAGCACCACGACAACUCGCAGUACAUCGUGACGUCACAACCCGAGAUGAUGCUGAGCCAUCAGCCGGUCUACCAGCACAACGCGUUCGCCACAACCGAAAAGACCACCCAGCACAGCAACCGCUUCAACAUUGACAACUGCGUGAUCCUUCCGACAACCGGACAAGACUACGGCACCUUUGACUACUCGCUGGUCAACCAACAGUAUCAGAUGGCGGAGCAGGUUCACGAUCAGGGAGCCGGAGGUGUGCAGCAGCACUAUGGAGAUCAGAGCCACGGAGGGCACGGGAAGACGGUGCCACAUGAGCAGUGGUAAACGUCAUUCUUGUCCUAAUUAGAUGUCAAACAUCCCUUAUUUCAUUUCCGCCCAAGAUUUCUCUCUUUUCUUACUUUCCUUCCCAGUUGUGACCAGUAUUAAGCCCCUUUCCCCUCUCCCAACCAACAAUUGGUGUCAUUUAAUCUCAUUCUAAAUAUCUAUAACUUAUAUUAUCUGCGCGUGCCUUAUCAAUGAUCUGUUCCUCUUCUUCUUACUUUUAUCCAACUGUAACCUUAACAAACACUCGAUUUCUUUCUCAGAGCACGCAGUGAUCUCUGUGUAGUUCUUUCCAAACUUUUUCUUAACUCAAACCUCUCCGCAAAUUAGUGCCUUCCCCUGUCACUAUCCUGAUGGCCUUUCAUGCUGAAUCGCUCCAAAUCUCCAUUUUUGUUUAGUAUUUAUCCCUCUCCCCUCCACUCAAAUCAACUUUUAUGUGUAUCCCCCUUCCUUCCAGAUUCUACAUUCUGCUUCUGUUUGUACUAUAUGGUAGAUGCGCGUUCUGUUUCUCAGUUUUCAUUCACUCAAAUUAAGUGUGUGCUCAUAUUAACAUUGCCAUUUCCAUUUCACCCCCCUCCCCUCCCCAAACUCUUCCUUCCACACUACAUCUUGUCUCUUUUCCCGUCUUUUUAUCUCGUUUCAUCUCGAUUUCAUUCUUCUCCUCCCCCAACACCUUUCCACUCGUUCUUUAUGCCAUUCAUUUGAAUGAUUUGAAGUAAUAAAUAAAUACAAUUUUUUUCAACAAGCGAAAUGUGUUGAUGAAACAGAAAAGGAGGGGGUUUGGGAGGUGAGAAUAUGGAGAAAAGGGAGGGGGGAAGAGGGAAGAAGAAAGAACGCAGGCAACGCUAGCGCAGCGUUUUCCGUUGUCAUGGACACGAAUACACACUGCGCACGGACUCACUAAGCAUUCGGUCACUUUGCAUUGUCUAUUGAAAUGAAACUCAAGUAUCUAUCGACUAUACUCCCGUCUCAGGUCGGUUUUUUAAUGAAUAAUUUGAAGUUGAACUCACAUAAAUAGUCGGAAUCGUUGAAAAUCUAGAGAAUACAUAGUGGAAACGUUCUUGGAAAAGUUUGAAAAAAUGAAAAUGAGAAACUUUUCUCAUGUCAACAGAUGUUAGUUCCGUCAAAGAAAUUCUUUCCAAUGUAAACAGAGUUGACCCCUUCUGGCCACUUUUUCACUUUUUUGGGCAAAGAGGGUUAGCGGAGAGCAUUUCAUCAAUUUUUGAAACUUUAGAAUCUGAAAUCGUGACGUUUUUUUCGUCAUUAUUCCGAAACUGUGAUAUUUUGCAAUUUAUUUCUGGCUCUGAGGUCCGGGUUCAAAAGUUUUGAAAAGGGAUCAAUUUUCAAGAUUUUUAUUCGGAACUUUACUUUUGUCAUUAAAAUUAGAAAUUAAAAAACGUGAUUUGCAAAGCCUGAAUCACUAAAACUCACAAUUUCGGAGAGAAAAUAGUCUCACAAAUCAUGUUCUGAAAAUUUUAGUACUAAAACAGGUUUUCCAUUGGCCCGGCUCCGACAAAUCUGGAAAAAGUAGGUAAAACUCAUAAACGUUUGAAGCUUACAACAAGACAAUUGUUGCUAAAGUGAAUUUUCAGUAAAACAAGUCGUUUCGUUCUUUUAUUCCAACCAAACGUGUUCCAGGAUGGUGAAGCCAAGAUCCCAAGCAUCGUCUGUGCUCCAAACGGCACCCGUACUGCAAUCGCUUGCGCUGACCGUUCUAUCGCCCUUCUCGAUGAGAACAACAAUCAAAAAGACCGAUUCACAUGCAAGCCGGUUGACUCAAAAGCAAGCUUCGAAUAGUGUAACAGAAAGCUUUCAUCCUCGAUAUUACAGUACGGCAAAAAGUCAUUCACGAUCCUGUGCAUGGCAUUCUCGCCUGAUUCAUCAUGCAUCGCCGUCGGCCAGAGCGACAAUGUGCUUUUCAUCUACAAAAUUGGCGCCUCUUGGUGAGUGUCGUUGUAAAGUUACUUACUUUAACUGUCCGAUGAGUCACACUAAAACGGUUGGCGUAUGCAGGAAUGAGAAGAAAGUGAUUGUCAACAAAUUUGUGCAGCCGUCGGCAGUGACUUGCUUGAGUUGGCCGUUUGAUGAUAAAAUACUCGUGGGACAAUUGGACGGAAAAGUGAGGGACUUUUGGUUUUUCUGAAACGAUGAUGUUUUAGGUAAGAAUUGGACUCAUCAAAACUAACAAAUGCAGCUCAUUGUACAAGACCGAUGAAACUGUGGUUUCUUUGCAAACACAGUAAGUGAAAGAAACUGUAAUUUCAUGAGGAAGUGAAUUUUUAGCCCAAAGAAGACUUCCUUCGUUUCUGCUCACGUGGAUGGUUCUAUAAUUCUGUAUAACUUUGGCAGUCGGACACAGGUUUCUUGUUUUCAGCUCAAAAUGUCCAAAAACCUUUCCUUCUUUUCAGUCUAAAAUCUGUACCCUCCAAGUUCCACCCUACAACUUGACCUAUACAAACCACGGACUGGUAGUCGCCACCGCUGACCGAAGAGUUCUCUCUUACACCGAAAACGGAGUAGUCCAGCAGCAGUUUGACUACAAUGACCAGACAGAGAAAGAGUUCACCGCGAUUGCAUGUGAUCCGACAGCUCAGAAUGUUGUGGUGGCUAGUUACGACAGGUUAGUUUCAGGUUUUCAUGGAAUUUUAAAGUUUUGAUUCUUUUUAAGAAUCCGUCUGUUCUCCUGGUCAGCUAGAAGAGGCGCUUGGGACGAAGGUGCUCCAUUGGACAUUCUCAACGCUUAUAUUAUUGGGGCACUUGGCUGGAAAAUGGAUGGAAGCACUGUUUACGCGGUGAGUUUUCAGAUGUGGCUGCUAUAUUGUAUGUUUGAGAGUUUAGGGCAACAUCUGCGGAGCAGUGUUCUCAGUUGACUGUUGUUUGAAGCGUGGAAUGCUGAAAAGUCGUUUUGAGACCACGUACGUGGCCCCAUCUCAUGUUAUUCUGCGUGAUGUAACAAACGAAUCACGGACUAGUGUGAUUUCCAACAAAGGACUUGCAAUCGACGAACUGAAAAUCAUGGGAAAAGACCGUUUCGUCGUUGGUUACACUUCUUCUACUAUUGUCAUUGCGGACACAGAGUCGCAGAAGUUUUCCGAGUUAGAAUGGCAAAGUGGUGGUCAUGAGAAGUUUUACUUCGACUUCAAUAACUGCUGUCUGAUCAUCAACGCCGGCGAGGUUACUGUAGUGGAGUAUGGUGUGGAUGGACCUCUCGGAUGGGUGAGAACAGAGCUGACCAGUCCGCAUUUGCUCAGUGUGCAAGUGAGUAGCUCGGGAGUCGAGGAUUAUAAAAAAGUGAAGAAGUUGGCUUAUUUGGUGGACCCGACCACGAUUUCUAUUAGUAAGUUUGAGUAACUUGAUUAAAAGCCAAACAAAUAUAAUGUGUCCAGUAAACUUGGAAAACGGUCAGCAAGAGUGUUUCAUCAACCAUCCCGGUCCGAUCGACUGGAUAGAACUCAACGAGCCUGCCACUAAACUUUUGUACCGAGACAAACGAUCUAAAGUCACCCUGGUCGACAUCCAAACUGACCAACGCAGUGUUCUUCUUUCAUUUUGCACCUACGUCCAAUGGGUGCCAAUGAGUGACGUGAUAGUUGCUCAAAGCGGUGAUAACCUCUCAAUCUGGUACAAUCCUGACCUCCCGGAGCAGGUUUCGAAUAUGAAGAUCAAAGGUGAAGUGGAAGCUGUUCUCAGGGAUGCUGAUAGAACUGAAGUUAUUGUUCAGGUAGGUGUUAUUAAAAAUUUGACAAACCUUAUUGACAUGUUUCAGGAACCAACUGCAAAAGUGGCCUAUGAAUUGGACAAUACUCAAAUCGAGUUUGGAGCAGCCUUGGAAAAACGCGAUUUCGACAGAGCCGUAGCGUUUCUGGAGGCGAAUACCGGUGGUUCGGAUGCGUAUUCUAUGUGGACACGAGUUGCGGACUUGGCCUUGGAGCAUUUCAACCUGUUUGUCGCACAAAGAUGUUAUGCAGCAAUUGGUGACGUGGCGAAAGCAAAGAAAUUACAUGUGAGAGCUAGUUUGAGCAGACUGUUUCACAAAUAUGUUUGGCAUUUCAGGAAAUCCAAGAGGACGCCGAUGAAGCAGCCGUCACAAUUGGUGGGGACGGAACUCAUUACUACAAAGUUCGAGCGAAACUGUCAAUUAUGGCUCGCAAGUUCAAAGACGCAGAAAGAACAUUUCUGGAGCAGAAUGACAUCGAAUCUGCUAUUUCAAUGUACACAAAUCUGCACAAGUGGGACGAGGCCUUGGAACUGGCAAAAGUGACCAAUUAUCCCGGAUACGAUCAGCUCAAAACGAGCUAUCUGAGAGCUCUUAGUGAUACCGGACAGGACUCGAAAGCUGCCGAGGUACUGCUGCAGUAAGAUUGAAAACAUUCAGAGAUAUUGUUGCAGCUAAAAGCAUCUGACGGUGAUACAAUGUCUGCAAUUGCGCUCUUCAUGAAAGCGAACAAACCGUUGUCGGCUCUCAGUGCUGCUAAUAAUGACAGUGUUCUGGCGAAUGAUGAGACGGUUAUGAGGCAGAUUGCGGAUUCUCUCGUCAAAUCGCAAUUGUAUGAUAAGGCUGGGGACGUUUACGAAAAACUGAAAGACUUUGAUAACGCUAUUGAAUACUACAAGAAAGGAGAUGCAUACGGAAAAGCCAUUCAGGUUAGUUGAAAUCUUUGUUGAUUUAAAUCGGUAUUCAUUUCAGCUCGCUCGUUUUGCGUUUCCCGAAAAGGUGGUUGUUCUGGAAGAGGAAUGGGGUCGUCACUUGGAGUAUAUCGGGCAGUAUGAUGCUGCAGUCAGUCAUUUUGUCGGUGAGUAUAAUCAUUUUCUGCUUCUACGUCAUUUCUGAUCAUUUUAUUGCAAUUUCAGAAGCCAAUGAUCUGAAAAGCGCUGUGGAAGCCGCAAUUAAAGCGAAAGAGUGGCCGAAAGCACUUUCGGUUUGUAAACUUUCGGAAAAUUUGACAUUUUUAACCGUUUCUGCAGAUUGUGGAAAACAUUCAAGACCAGAAAAUUAGAACUGGGUACUACGGUGAAAUCGCUGACCACUAUUCGAACAAAGGCGAUUUUGAGGUUGACAGAUUGUAAUCCGAUAUUAUUAAUUCAAUGAAUUCAGAGAGCUGAGCGGUUGUUCGUUGAAGCCGGACUUUUCAAUGACGCUAUCAUGAUGUACGGCAAAAACAGUCGUUGGGUUGACGCGUUCCGUUUAUCCGAAGAGUUUCAUGGUAAAGAAGCGACAAUUUCAUCGUAUCUUGCCAAGGCAGAAGAUCUGGAAGAGCACGGAAGAUUCGCAGAAGCGGAACAGCUCUAUGUCAUUGUCGGAAUGCCUCGUAAAGCAAUUCAAAUGUAUGAUCGAGUUGGAAGAGAUGAUGAUGUGCUCAGAUUGGUGGAAAGAUAUCAUGGAGAGCACUUACAGGCGAGACUUUUCUUUAAAAACAAAAAUGACCAAUCUGUUUCAGGAAACGAGAAAACGCUUUGCAUCUCAAUAUGAGGAACGUGGUGAUUUGAGAGCUGCAGAGGAAGAAUUCCUUAAAGCUGGCGACUUCCGAGCUGCGGUAAACAUGUACAAGGAGAACGAACUGUGGUCGGACGCGUUUAGAAUUGCCAAAACCGAAGGCGGAGAAAACAUGGAGAAACAGGUACUGAUUCAAAUUUAUCGAAAAUUAGGCCAAUUUAUUUUUACUAGGUUCUGUUCCUCUGGGCCAAAAGCUUGGGCGGUGAUGCUGCUGUGAAGUUGCUGAACAAACAUGGAUGGUUGAUUGAGGGAAUCGACUUUGCAUGUGAAACCGGUGCAUAUGAUUUGGCAUUCGAUUUGGCAAGAAUUGGAGCGAAGGAGAGAUUGCCUACGGUGCACGGAAGGUUGGCUUCGCAGUUGGAGGAAGAAGGAAGACAGGAAGAUGCGUCGAAGCAUUAUAUUGAAGGUGGGCUUGAUUAAUUUUUAAAACAUUCAAAGAGAUUUUCAUUUCAAGGCAACCAACCGGAGCUUGCGGUCGAGAUGUUCAUCCGUGACAACGACUGGGCAGCGGCCGAGAGGGUUGCCAAGGAGCACUGUCCCAAUCUUCUGCCGGAUGUGUACGUCGGUCAGGCUCGGCGAGCAAUUGAAGAAGGCGAUCAUCUUAGAGCAGAAACGUUCUUACUUCGAGCCAACAAACCGGAAAUUAUUCUUAGGUAACGAUUCAAGUUUUCGGAGAUAAUAGCAAUUUAUGUACUGUUCAGAUACUUUUCUGAGAACGAAAUGUGGCCAGAUGCAUUGCGAAUCGCGCAAAACUACUUGCCGCAUCAAGCCGCUUUGAUACAGGAAGAAUACGAAAAGUCCGAGCUGAGAAAUGGAGCAAGAGGAGUGGAAUCGUUUGUUGCUCAGGCCAAAGAAUGGGAGAAACAGGGCGAUUGGAGAAAAGCGGUUUCUGCGCUGUUGAGAGUCAAUAGCUCAUCGACUGAAGACAUUAAAUUGAUCAAAACAUGCACUGAAAAAGCGGCGGACUUGACAAUGAAGUUCCUUAUGGGAGACGAGGAGGUAGUCAGAGCCAUUCCAGACAAAAUAAACACGUUUUUUAUUAAUUUCAAUUUGCAGUACGUCACUGUCGUUCUUGGCGCUCUGGACGAUGCGGAUUGCAACGAGAAGGCUGCCGAACUUUUGCUUCUCUUCGGACAAACCAGACAAGCCAUCAACGCAUUGUGUCGGGCGAAACAGUGGAGUAAAGCCAAACAAGUACAUACUUUGGGUUUUGCAGGAUAUAUGAUUAAGACUAACUUCUAGGUGGCUGAGGAAUACCUGCCUGACAUGAUACCUGAAAUUGAAAAGAUCUACAAAGAAAGCUUGAAAAAUGAGGGACGACUUGGAGAGCUGAUUGAUGUGGAUGUGGUCACCGCAAUCGACAUGAUGAUUGAGAAUGAUCAAUGGGAUAAGGCUUUGGAGACUGCCAGAUCUCAGAAUGUUCGUUUGAACAAAGAAUCGAUUGUCUCACUAAAUACUACUGUUCUUUUCAGUAUCGACCUCUUCUAGACAAGUAUGUCGCACAAUACGCUGCGAUUCUCGUCCAUCGCCACGACUACACUAGAGUAAUCGCAACUCUUGAAAGAUUCGGAGCAUCUGCUAACCCAGCCAACUUCUCCAUCUACAAAAUGCUUCUCGAGGAAGUUCUAUCCAAACCACGUUUCGAAUACUCUGAGAUCGCCAGAAUUCGUAAUGUGCACCUGGAUGUGUUCAUCGCGCUCAAAAAAGAAAGUUCGCCACAUCUUCAAGAGUUCAACAGAUCUCUCUGGGCUUUGCAUCUCCUGGCCAUGCGUUCAGCUCUUGAAGAGCUGGCAGAUUCUGUUCCUGAAGCUCCCAGGCUUUGUUUGAAGCAAUCUCUCUCGCUCUUGAGAUACUCCGACAUUCUGCCGCCUGACCGCAUCUUCUAUGAAGCUGGAUCGGCUGCCAAAGACGUGGGAAAGGAGUACGACUCGUUGGGUUUUCUGUUAUUGAACCAUUACUUGGACUUGGUGGAUGCGAUUGAAGAGGGAAACGGUGAACUGGUUGAUUACAGUCCGUUUGAGAACAGUGACAUUCCGACAGAGGUGUCAUUACCAACUAAACAGUGGUUGGAGGUGAGCAAAACUUUCAGUUGUUUAUUUUGCGCAGAAAAAUAUAUUCAAAUGGCUGUACAGGCGUUAGGAACGAUCCAUGGCAAAGCAUCAUACUCUUGAAAUAAGUCUACUACCACCUUAAUUGCCCAUAAACUAACAUUUGCCACUGUGACAUUUAUCACCAUUGCAAAAUGAUAAAGAACAGUAAAACUUCAUCUAUUUGUAGCCAUGUGAUCACUACACGAAAACCAGCCGAACCCAAUUGUCACAUGCCCCCAUCUUUUAUUGUUUGGUUUCAGAGCGCCAAACACGAGGACAUCAAGGAAUGGGUUCUGGCCGCUUCAGUCGACGAUUCUCACACAAAGGAUCUGAUUUAUGAUAAGCGGCGCGUGUUCGAAGCAUCGCUGAAUGAUAAUCGCGGCGGAACAGCCGAACCGUGUCUGGUCACCGGCUACCCAGUCAUCGACCAACCGAUUCAUAUUGGAACAAUGGUGGCGGAGAAGGACAAUCUGAACAAGUACGUCUGUGGUCAUGGUUUCUGAUCGCUUAUCAUUCGACUACCGUAAUCCCUCGCCGCUUAUUCAAUUCUGCUGUUUUUCAGGUUCCUAAUUGUUAUCAAGAACAAUCAGACCGAGAAUUUAUUGAAUGUGCAGAACUUUGUCGUCAAAUGGGCUGGAUCACCGUUGGCCAUUGCGCUUUGA
Molecule: messenger RNA, 10285 nt
Organism: Caenorhabditis sp. 36 PRJEB53466
Lineage: Eukaryota; Metazoa; Nematoda; Chromadorea; Rhabditida; Rhabditidae
Source: the annotation of a GenBank genome assembly